AUGCCCCGAAUCGGCAUGUUCUGGGCGGCAGCGAUCGGCGUGGGGGUGGUCACUUGCGCUGUCGCGUUCGUCCGUCAAAAGAGCCCGACGUUUUUCGUCAACCUGACGGCGGACGGCACGCCAGGGACGGUUUUCAGUCGCGGCCCGUUCCGAGUGGUGGAGGACAGCGUGCGACCUCGGGACUGCUCGUUCGCCCAGGAGCCGCCACCCAAGCCUUUCCGCGUCUGGCUCCCGGUCCUAGAACCCAGCAGCGAAUUAUAUGAUUCUGCCCACGCUGCUUCUAGUGGUGCUGUUUCUGCUGCCGAGGCCGAAGCUGAAGCAGCUCCUGGGGAUUCACCUGAUGAGAAGCUCGAGAACACCUGGCAGCAACAGAGGAGCACCUGGCAGGUGCCAGUGGUGGUGUUUCAGCACGGAUUUGCAUCUCAGAACUAUUUCUACUCCGACCUGCUUUCAAGAAUUGCCUCUCAUGGCUACAUCGUCGUGGCUCCACAGAUGUACUCCAUAUUAGCAGGAUUCGACACUCUGCCAGAGAUGCGAGAUGCUGUGCAAGUCAUCAACUGGUUACACACCAAUCUGCAAGCUCUAAUCCAUGCACGAAUCAAGCCUCUUGCUCUUGGUGCUGCACGGGCAGCUGGAAAGGAAGCAGGUGGCUGGGCAGAUGAACGGGCAGCAGAAGAAGAGGCAGCGGUGGCGCAGCCUGAUUGGUCAAGGCUAGUGCUAGCAGGCCACAGCCGGGGAGGGAAGGUGACGUUUGGAAUCUUGCGAAAGCUGGUGGGGGAGGUACUCCAAUCUACAAAACAGCAGAAGUCUACAAAGCAGCAGCGUGGGUUCAUAGAGGCAAAGCUACCGGUGCCUAUUAAAGCCGCAAUACUCUUUGACCCUGUAGAUGGAGCCGCUUCUAUAGCCACCAAUCCUCCCACUCUCACUCAUCAACCGGACUCCAUCUCUUUGUUAAACAACCCUCCUGUACUCGUUAUAGGCUCAGGCCUGGGUCCCAUUCCCAGAGGCGGCAAAUCCCCUUCCGAUAAAGGUAACCCAUGCGCGCCCGAGAAUUUCGGGCACAAAGUUUUUUUCUCGGACCUGGUCGGCCCGGCGUACCAUUUUUCGGUGCCCGAAUACGGCCACGCUGACUUUUACGAUGAUGACUUGGGUCCGAUUUACGGACCGUUGUUUAGCAAAGUGUGCAAUAACGGGCCUGCCAGGGAGCCGAUGCGUGUGGCGGCUGGAGGGCUUGCAGUGGCGUUCUUAAAAGCUGUGGUUGGGGGUGGAGGUGGGGAUGGUGAGAAGGGAGGGAGUGUGAGGGGAGUGAGAAGUGAGAGGAGUGGGAUGGAGGUGGAAAGGGGAAAUAGAGGGGUUGUGGGAGAGGCAGUAAGGAGGUUAGAGGAGGAGAGGCAGGCUCUGGAGAGGUUAGUGACAGAUGCUGCUGCUGAUGUAGCUCAUGUAGCAACUGUGGUUGAUCUUGCAGCUGAUGGUUCAACUGCUGCGAUGGUGCGGAGUGUUCAGGAGCAAGGCACCAAGCAGAAGCAGCAGAUUCAGCAGGAGGAGAAGCAGGAGGAGCAGCAGCAGGAGCUAGAGAAGGAGAGGCUAAGGCUAGAGGGAGUGUACCUGAGGAGUGGAGGCAUUGGGAGUGGCUCAGCUAUGGGGAACAGGGACGGGGGCUGUGGUGGUCUGAUAGCUUCAGACGGGAGUGAUGUGAGCGACCUUUGUGAUCUGUUGCAGCACCCUGAGCAUUCUCCUGUGGUGCUGUCAGAGGUGGGGUGGAAAGUGGGGCGGCAGUUGGAAUCGCCUGGAGAAACACCUGAAGGAGCACCUGCCGCUUUAUGCGGCGCAGCGACUGUUACAGUUGCGGCUGCUGCUGCCCGCUAG
Molecule: messenger RNA, 1866 nt
Organism: Closterium sp. Naga37s-1
Lineage: Eukaryota; Viridiplantae; Streptophyta; Zygnematophyceae; Desmidiales; Closteriaceae
Source: the annotation of a GenBank genome assembly